Messenger RNA from Diospyros lotus (date-plum), 1609 nucleotides. RefSeq lists its product as uncharacterized. The transcript is spliced from 7 exons. The record is from RefSeq and is a predicted model, not a curated record. The coding region runs from base 178 to 1179 and encodes 333 amino acids. NCBI's taxonomy places the organism in Eukaryota, Viridiplantae, Streptophyta, Magnoliopsida, Ericales, Ebenaceae.
CCCUGCAGCCAAACAUCAAACGGGCCUAGUCGGCGAGUUUACGCCCUUUAUAAGGGAACUCUCCACCACUCCCAAACAAAUUCGGCUUGCAUCCUAUCUGGUCUAUUCGGGGUUUGAUCUUCUCUGCAAUCCCCUUCUUGCUAAUCUCCGUUUCGCGAUCGCAUAAGCACCUGGAAAAUGCAAGGAAACAGAGGAAAUGGGGAUCCUUUUUUUGGGUUUGGUGACCCUUUUGCUGGCUUUGGCGGGUUUAGUGGCUUUGCAGGUCCAAGGAGUUUGUUGCCUGGCUUCUUUGGAGGGAGGGACCCUUUCGAUGAUCCUUUCUUCACACGCCCAUUUGGAGGCGUGUUUGAGUCUGGCUUCUUUGGUCCUGCCGGGAAUCCUUUUCCUGAUUUACAUGCCCCUCAAAUUCUUGGCCAUCAAGUCUCCCAGCCUAAUAGACCCAGUCGACCAAUAAUUGAAGAAUUAAACUCGGAUGAUGAAAGGGAACAAGAAGAUAACGAGAAGAAAGAUAAACCCAGAAAGCAUGGUAGAUCAAACAAAGAGCCUUAUGUUGAGGAACCAGAGGAUGAAGCUGAAGGGAGAAAGCGCAAGCAAAUGCAGUACAUGAAUGAUUUGAGCAGAGUGAAGACUACCCAUUCACGUCCCCAAACUCACAGUUUCACAUUUCAGAGUUCCUCCGUCACGUAUGGCAGUGCAAAUGGAGCAUAUUAUACCUCAUCUAGAGCGAGGAGGACUGGAAGUGAUGGACUGACAAUUGAUGAAAGCAGAGAAGCUAAUACAGCCAGUGGUCGAGCUUCUCAUCAAGUUUCUAGGGGCAUCCAUGAUAAGGGUCAUACAGUUGCCAGGAAGCUGAAUUCUGAUGGUAGAGUGGGUACAAUGCAGACCUUGCACAACCUUAAUGAAGAGGAGCUAGCUGGUUUUGAAGAAGCUUGGAAAGGAAAAGCUAGAAAGCACUUACCAGCCUGGAGUGAAGGUUUCAAUGUGCAUGAUGUUUCUGGAUCAAGUGGUCAAAACGGGCAGGCAAGCAGGAGUAAUUUGGCACUCCCUUCAACUGAGUUGGGGGGCGUGAGAUCUGGUGUAGGCGAAACCGGCCCGUCAUAUUCAAAGCUUUUAGAGAAAAUGAAAGCAGACGCUGGUGAGAGGAUGGGCUCUUCUGGUGCGAGAGCUAGGAGGCGUUGAGUAGGUGCUCUCCUUGCUGCAUCUCUCCUCCCCCCUCCUUGGUUCAAUGCACAGCAUGUUGGUCUUGUCUAGAGCUUGCUACCAUCUUGUUCCUGCUUCUGCAUCCAUUAGUAGGCUAUGCUUAAACUGAGAAGGGCACGUUAGAUGUAGUAGCAUAUGCUUCUUUUUUGCAAGUUAUAUUGGGUUGUGUAUUGAUGAUAUCUUUAAUAUAGGUAUGUCCUUGGGUUGGGGGAACACCCUUUUAACAUCUUUCCUGUCGGUGAUUCAGCCAAACCAUGUUAAACUGUGAACAUGUACGCAUAUCAAUAAUUCCUUCAUCGUUGGUUGACUCAUUGAACGAUCCGUGUCUUUGAGCUUUCCAGGGGACACUUGUGAUUUUGAUUUUUUUAUAAAUAUCUUAUGUGAUUUAUAUUUUAGUAUUUGCACUUUA